AUGGGUCUUAUUCCUUCUCCUGCAUUCCAUUAAUAAUUUGCCCAAAUAUUUUAUUGUAAAAUAUUUCUAAAUUAUCUUAGUAGGAUCUAUGAAGCAGGACAUGAUGAAGGAUCACCAUAUCAUCUAUCAUGAAAUUUCCAUUCUAUGA
Paramecium octaurelia is the source of this 148-nucleotide messenger RNA. The record is from the annotation of a GenBank genome assembly. NCBI's taxonomy places the organism in Eukaryota, Ciliophora, Oligohymenophorea, Peniculida, Parameciidae.